AGAACGUCUGCCAGCAGCAACAUCUUCACCAUCCUCCAACAAGCCUGCAAGCCUUUUACACAAUGAGCAGCUCAAUGCGAUCCUGGACAGCACUGCUGGCCCUCGUACUCUGUGUGCUGGUGUGCCUGAGCAGCCUGGCUGAAGCUUAUCCGCCCAAACCUGAACCUCCAGCAGGAGACGUAGGUCCGGAGGAGAUGGCCAAAUACCACACGGCCCUGCGGCACUACAUCAACCUCAUCACACGGCAGAGAUAUGGGAAGCGGUCUGGUCCUGAGGCAGCAAUGGCGGAGCUCCUAUUUGGUGAUGAUGAACAGGAUGUAAGACCACGUGCUGAUGACCGCUUGGCUUGGUAAUCCUCUCCUUCAUCUCGCUGCACUCCUCUCGCAUCCCUCCGUCCGUCUCUGUGACAAUAAAGAAGUUUACUGAACAGCCAAAGCUGCAUGAACCAGCGGCCCUCCUCCUCUUCCUCCUGAGGGCCUCCUCUCUCUACUCCAUACGGGCAACUGUGUCUCUUGAUCUUUCUCUUUCUCUUAAAAGAUUUUCUGUGAAGCGACAAUUGUAAAUAAUUUGUUACUCACACAAGUGAAAUUAAUAAAGAAUGACUUGAUGUUGAAUGAUGGUA
Astyanax mexicanus (Mexican tetra) is the source of this 622-nucleotide messenger RNA. RefSeq names its product peptide YYb (gene pyyb). The record is from RefSeq and is marked provisional. Gene Ontology annotation, molecular function: neuropeptide Y receptor binding; neuropeptide hormone activity. Gene Ontology annotation, cellular component: extracellular region. NCBI's taxonomy places the organism in Eukaryota, Metazoa, Chordata, Actinopteri, Characiformes, Acestrorhamphidae. Gene Ontology annotation, biological process: feeding behavior; neuropeptide signaling pathway.